Molecule: messenger RNA, 3014 nt
Organism: Stylophora pistillata
Lineage: Eukaryota; Metazoa; Cnidaria; Anthozoa; Scleractinia; Pocilloporidae
Product: proline-rich protein PRCC
Cellular component (GO): nucleus
Source: RefSeq, a predicted model, not a curated record
GACUGGAUUCUAGUUUAUAACAAACAUGGCGGAACUUGAAAUAAGAAAGGUUACUUUUUCUUACGCUAAAACAUUCUUCCUGAUUGCACGGCUCAGUUGCUGAGCGAUGUAAAAGCCUACCAAGAACUUCUAUAAGAACUCCUUUUCUUUGCAAUUAGGGUUUGUGAAUUCUUGAAACGUGUUCAGAGUUGGCGAAAAUGUCUCUUGUUGCCUAUGGGAGCAGCGGUGAUGAAGAGAGCGAUGAAGAAGUACAAAACAAUCAAGAUGAUGUAAAAAGUCCUUCUCUCAUCGUCGAAAAAAGGGAUCCCGGUAGAGGGAAGGGUAUGGUUCUUCCUAACCCGACGCAAGAGAGGAAUAUCUCGAAUUCUUCUACCAGUUUAAGUGGGAAAACUCGUUUAUCUUCCUUUCUGCCAAAGCCUAAAAAUGCGAGCAACCUCGAGCGAGAAGGUGUCGACAGCCACGGUUUCUCUGAUAAUAAGAACCUUCCUAUUAGCUUGGAGGGGACGCUGGAUGAUGAAGAAAUUCUGGAAAUCGAAGAAGAGUAUGAGCCAAUUGCAAAAAGAGCAAAGAAGGUUGACAGUGCCGUUGGAGGUGGUGAGAAGCUGAGGUCUGUGGGCAGCCUAUUCUCUCUUUUACCUGCACCUUGGAAAGCAGACAGCACCUGGCAAACUAAAAAGAAGGACAGUAAAGCACCUGUGGCUGAGGAUAAAAAGUUAAAGCAAACAGUCAAAAUUUCUAUCCCUACUGCACCAAAGAAUGAUUCUGAUGAGGAAGAUGAUAUGCCAGCAGUAAAGAAAGUUGGGCCAUCAAAGGGAGGAUCAGGUCUCAAAGCACUUCUUCCCAAACCCAAGCAUAGUAUCACCAGGAAGGCAGAUAACCCAAACAAACCUGCAGUAAAAUUAGCAAGCAGGCCAUUGAUACCACACACAUUGACGAAGAAACCAACCCCAGCACUGGAGAAGACACAAAAACCUCUCAAGAGGAAACAAGAUGAAGAAACUGGCAGUGACGAUGAAGAUGAGCCUUUUAGCUUUUUUACAUUCGAUGACAAAAUUGAGAUCAAAACGGAUGAAAAAGUACAAACUUUUCAGAGUGAGGAUACUGAGUCAAAGACAUGUUCCAAUGUUGCAGCAGUAGAAAGACCAAAUCCUCUUUUGUUAUCACUGUCACAAGAUCAGAUACCAUCAAGUAAAAACAUUUCUCAAAGCAGAGCAAAGCAUGUGGAUGAAGCAUCACAUCCUGUGGUAGAUGAUACAAAUACCUGGGCAACUUUCUCUAGUGAGGGGGUCCCUUCACAGGAGGAACUUGAAACUAAGACAUAUUAUUAUGAGCCACAAAGUGGGCAGAGCCAGGAAUAUGGAGGAUAUUCUGCUGUUGGUGAUAGUUAUUAUACAAAUUAUAACUAUGAUGCAAGCUCUUCUGCCAGUCAUCCUUAUUACGGUCAAGAGACAGAAAGCUACACCCAUAUGCAUCCUACAAGUGCUGCAGGUGGUGUCCAGUGUCAAGGCAGUCAAGCUGACCAAACACGCCUUGAUCUAGAAAAGAUGAAGAAACUCAAAGGGAGAAGAAAUCGCGGCGAGGAAAUCAACAUUGUUGACAUUAAUGCUGACGAUCAAAUCGGCAACUCAGCUGAGAUGUUGACGAAAUACGGGACAGAAGAAAUUACUUAUGCACCUUCACGGGCUAAAGAGAGGGAGCUGGAAUUACGCCAACAGUGGUCUGCUAAUCGACAGACACGCAGGCAAACUCAGUCAAAGUAUGGAUUUUAAGAGUUGAUGCAGUAUCUUUGUAAAUGUAACCAGCAUCUGUUUUGAGCUCAAACUCAGCCGACACAGACUGUCCAUUUGCACUUAAGUUUGUUUACUUUUUUCCGUUUUUGAAUCCUAAGUAAACUAUCUGUUGACUAACUUCUCCAAAAAAGGGACCCUAGGAGUCCGUUUGAUUAUUCGGUCUUUUUUUUGCAAUGAUUCAUGCAGCUGCCUUUAUUAAGCGAUUACCCUUCUUAAACGAAGAUUAGAGACCGGUUCGGAAGGUAUCCCAUUUAUAGUUACUGUAGUUGCCUGUACAUAUAUGUGUGGAUUCACCAGUGCAUACUUCCAUGUGGGCACGUUUAGGGUGCUGAAGUCUCCCCUUAAGUUAUAAAAGACACUGGGGUCUCUAGUUGAAAGCAAAUCGUCCAAGAUACUUUAGCAAGUUGUUAUAAAGCUGAAUGACCCAACGUGUGGAAUAGAGUUGAUUGUCGGUCGGUGGAUGAAGUUCUGUAUUGGCCAAAUGGUCAAGGUAGGCGAUGUACAUUGCGCUGAACGCGGACAAUGGCUAUUUUUCUCAACUCGAGAAAUGGUAUUAAAGAUCCUUUACACUCAGACAUUUUUAGCACAAAGAUAGUCCCUGUUCUCCCGACGAUUUGACCACUCUACCUGGUCAUAGGUCUCAAGGAACAAACAACCUAUCAAAGCGCCGGUCACAGUAAUAACACUAACGACCUAUAAAUCCCUAGUGCAUACCGUCAAAAAAGUUUACGACAUCGACGGGAGAUACGAAUAAAACGGGAAAUUACAUGAUGUGAUGGGACUUUAAGUAUCAUUUGCAGUAAUGGUACAAACAAAACAACAGUUUAACCAAAGAAUUAUAUUUGAGCAGUUUACUGUUUAAAAAACUGGGAAAAAUUUCCGUACAGCCCAUACUAUUUUAAAAUAAAACCGCAUUCUCAAAGGCAACCUAUUGUUUUUGCCUUUGUUUUCUUUAUCCAAGAACUGUUUGAAUAAUGAACUCUGGGAAUGUGCGGAAAUCUUGCUAAAAACUGGGUAAUAUAAUCUGUGAAUUUACAUGAACGAAAAAAAUUAACGGUCUUACGACCUUACUGAAUAAAUCUCCGAUAACGAAGACGAUUAUGUCGAUGUAAUACGCGGAACAGCUACGCAAAAGGAACGCGUUACUCUGUACUUGUCAAGUUCGGUUCUUUUUAAGAGAUUGAUGCUUGCAAUGGGGUAGUAACGUAAUCUUAAACUUGACUU